Molecule: messenger RNA, 648 nt
Organism: Parnassius apollo (apollo)
Lineage: Eukaryota; Metazoa; Arthropoda; Insecta; Lepidoptera; Papilionidae
Source: the annotation of a GenBank genome assembly
AUGAGGAGUAUAUUGGAAGAGGCGAUUUUGGAAACGCGCAGCACCCCUCUUGAAAAUCGACCGCGACUUCCCCGCAUACCCCUAAGCAAGCGAAAUCGGGCUGUCGUGAGGGCUCUUAACCCAAUGCUGGUGACCUAUUUGGAAGCAAGUAGGGACCUUUGCGAGACAGACUCGAUUCUCUUUGGCGCCGCAGUGGCAGUUUUCCGUAUUAUUGGCGCCAAACUUCCCAUGACUGGAGGCGCUACUCCACAAAGUAGCGCCAUCCCAGCCUGGAGAAAAAGAAUCGAGGACCGUAUCGCAAAGGCAAGGGCCCUUAUCGGCAGACUGACAAGCUUCAGGUCGGGCAAUAAUAGACCGAGGAUUGUGCGCACCGUUAGGAUGGCGUUUGCUGGGACAAAUAUCAGUUUGUCCCAGCCGGAUAUCACGCAGAAACUAACGGAGCGCAUAGACGACCUGAAGCAAAAGAUCGCUGCUUGGGGGAAGCGGAUGCGACGAUUUUCCGAGGGGUUAAGGCGGUUCAACCAGAAUCGUCUCUUCCAGAGUGAUCAGAAGAAGCUCUAUAAAUCAUUGGAGCGACCAAAGGUAUGUGGAGCGGGCCCAGGACAGGAUCAGGCUGACAUUAUCGCAUUCUGGCGUAGCCUGUGGUAA